Molecule: messenger RNA, 2319 nt
Organism: Tetrapisispora phaffii CBS 4417
Lineage: Eukaryota; Fungi; Ascomycota; Saccharomycetes; Saccharomycetales; Saccharomycetaceae
Gene: CUL3
Product: cullin CUL3
Exons: 1
Coding region: 1-2319 (772 amino acids)
Biological process (GO): ubiquitin-dependent protein catabolic process; protein ubiquitination
Cellular component (GO): Cul3-RING ubiquitin ligase complex
Molecular function (GO): ubiquitin protein ligase binding
Source: RefSeq, a predicted model, not a curated record
AUGAUGCAUCCAAGAAAAACGAAGAUUAGGAUCCCUCAGAAUACAUCUAAUGAUUUGAAUUUUGACGAAGUCUUAACUCUAUUACAAGAUGCAAUUGAUAAAAUCUUUAAUGAUGAUGUUGGGGUACUUUCUUUUGAGAAGUUAUAUCAUGCCAUUUAUACCCAAGUUAGAGGAGGUCAAUCUGAGAAAAUAUAUAAGGAGGUAAAAACAUACGUUGUUAAAAAAUUAGAUAAAAUUCAAACCAAUCUAUUUGCUCAACAUCUGAAUAAUGAAAAGAAACUUAGUGAUUUAGAGAUGUUAAAAACUGUAGCUAACAUGUGGGAAAAAUUAUGCUAUAAGUUCAAGAUAAUUUCAGAUCUUAUGAUAUAUUUAGACAAAGUCUAUUCAAAAGAAAACAGGAAAUUAGAAUUAUAUGAUUUAUUUUUGGAAUUAUUCAAGAAUACAAUCCUAAAUAAAAUGGUUUUAGAGAUUAACAAAAUCUUAUUAAAAACGAUUAACAAGGUUCGUGAUUUGAAAGUAGGAAAAAUGCCAAGCGACACAACUAUCGAUGAAGCUGAGUGUAUUGAAAUAUGGAAGAUCAUAAUAUCAAUGAUGGAAUUGAUUGAAGAUGGGAAAGGUAACUAUUUCCUAAAUCGUUCCGAAACAUAUUUAAUAGAAGAAACUGCAUCGUAUUACAAAAACAUUGAUCUUUCCAAUAAUUUAUCAUUGAAGGAGUACCUGAAAAAAGUAACUGCUUUUAAGGAAAUUGAGUUUACUUUGGAUACUCUCUUUUUGAAUAGCGAUACUAGCACAAAAAUAACAUCAUCGUUGGAUGAAGUUUUAAUUAUGGACAAAAUUACAUAUAGAUUACCAACAUUCGUGCGCCAAUGUGCUAAUGAUAAUGAUACCAAAUUAUUGCAAGAGCUUUAUAGUUUAUCAUCGCAAACUAAAUUUAGAUUAAACGUUAUUAAUGCAAUUAAAUUAUGCCUUAAUGACGAUCUAUCAGCAUGUACAGUAGAUACGACUAUAAGAAAGAGAAGUACCAUAGCUUUUAAAUGGUGUUCUUGCAUUUUAGAGAUAUAUCAAGCAUUUGAAAAACUUUUAAAUGACAUUGAUUUUGACGAUAUAGAUCUAUCAGAAAACGAACAAACGAAUGUAAACAAGGCUAGUGUUAUAAUUAGAAGUGUAUUUUCAAAGUAUUUAGCACUGGAAUCUUCUUUGAAAACAGAAAUGAUUUCGUUAUAUCUAGAUACUUACUCAAAGACGCUUCGCGAUGAGAAUGGAACGCCUUCAUCUAAAAAGAACUUAGAUAAAUGUAUUAAGUUAUUGCCUUUAUUAUCAGAAAAAGAUUUAUUUGAGUCCUUGUAUAAACAAUAUUUAUCAAAGAGACUACUACAAAAAACUUCAACACUUAAGCAUGAAAAAUGGAUGGUGAAAAAAAUCAAAGAGCAAAUGGGUACAUUUUUUACAUCCAAAUUUGAAGGCAUGUUAAGAGAUAUCCAAACUUCUGAAGAUAUGUUAAAAGUUUAUAAAAAUAAUUAUGGUGAUAAAUUAUUUGAUAUAGAAUACACUCCCAAUGUAUUAACUAUGACCACCUGGCCAUUUAAUCAUGAUAAUUCACUGACUGAUGGAAAUACUUUAGAGGAGAAUAAGAUAACUCUCCCAGAUAAAUUAGAAGAAAUGCAAGAUAAUUUUGAAAAAUGCUAUAAGAAGAAAUAUGAUCAGAGAUUAUUGAAAUGGUCUGCCAAUCUGAGUAUGAUGGUAAUUGGCUACCAAUUUGAGAAAAGUUAUCAUGAACUUGCAUUACCUCUAUAUUCUGCAUUAAUAUUUUUAUUAUUUCAAGAAAAUGAUUCUUUAACAUUUGAUGAAAUGAGCAACUACACAAAGAUUCCAGAGAAAGAAUUAACUCGUCAUUUAAUUUCAUUAGCUGUAGCUCCAAGAAAUAGAAUAUUGAAGAAGUUUCCCUUAACGAAGACAAUCAGUGGAGAUCAUCAAUUUUCUAUUAAUGAGUCUUUUACACAUCCAUCGCGUAGUGUCAAAAUACAUAUAAUAAAUGCGACGGCAACAGCAAUUAACCCCAAACCCACAUCUUCAACAUCUUCAGUUGAAGAAUCAUUGCAUAGAGAAAGGCUACAGACCUUGAACACUGCUGUUGUGAGAGUAAUGAAAGCUCAUAGGAAAUUAUUAUUUAAUGAACUCUUGGAAAAAUCAAUUGAAUUGAUGAAGGAUAGAUUCACGGUGACAGCAUCAAUGUUAACCAAAUCAAUUAACAAUUUAGUUAGUAAAGAAUAUUUACAAAGAGAUCCUGAUUCCAAAGAUCUAAUAUAUUAUCUGCCCUAA